GUGAAACCUGCUGUGACCCUUCAAACUCCAGACAUUCCUAAAAAAAAAAACUGAUCCAAACAUUCACCGUUUUCUUUUCUUUUUUCUUGCUUUGGCUUAAGUUGUUUUGAGCACACGCCCCGCCCACAGAACCAAAUCCCCACAGCAUUCCCCAUUUUACAGAAGGAGCUCCAGACUUGUUUAUAGGAACUGUGGCUUUUAAAAAGAAAGAAAGAAAAGAAAUAAAGAGAAAACAUGAUGGAGCUGUUUAUUAUUUCGGUCGUGAUUGCGAGUCUCCUCAUCAUACCGUUCGCGAUCAAAACGUUUCGCCCCUAUCUGUGGAUGGACAUUGUGUACUUCGGGGUCCUGCUGCGGAUCCUGGCGAAGUUCGUGUCCAGGCGCAGGAGGAGGCCCCUCUUCUUCGUCCUGGACCGCUUCUUGGAGCAGUGCGCCGCGCGUCCGGACAAGACGUUCGUCGUGUUCGACGGCGAGAGCCACUCGUUCGCGCGCGCGGACGCGCGGAGCAACAAGGUGGCCAACGCGCUGCGGACGCGCCCCGGGUUCGAGGCCGGCGACACCGUCGCCCUGUUCAUGGGGAACGAACCCGCCUUCUUGUUCACCUGGCUGGCGCUGGCCAAGCUGGGCUCCCCCUCGGCUCUGCUCAACCACAACAUCCGCGGCAAGUCUCUGCUGCACUGCUUCAGCUGCUGCAGGGCCAGGGUGUUGAUAGCAGCCGCAGAGCUAAAGGACGCAGUGGAGGAUGUGCUCCCCUCGCUGAUACAGCAGGGCGUCACUGUGCUCCUGAUGACCAAACACUGUGACGCACCUGGAAUCGAGAGCUUCUCCGAUAAAGUGGACGAGGCGUCCGACGCGCGGCUCCCUCGAUCCCUCAGGUCGCACGUCACCUUCAAAAGUCCUGCAGUUUAUAUCUACACCUCUGGAACCACAGGUCUCCCCAAGGCAGCCGUGGUUAAUCAGAACCGCCUCCUCACGGCUCUGGCUAUUUUAUCCUCGAACGGCGUGACACCCAGUGACGUCAUCUACCUCAACCUGCCUCUGUACCACACAGCUGGAUUUUUAAUCGGUUUCAUUGGCUCGAUCGAAACAGGAUCAACUAUCAUUCUGAAGAGGAAGUUUUCUGCCUCUCAGUUUUGGGACGACUGCAGGAAAUACAGUGUGACCGUUAUCCAGUACAUCGGCGAGGUGAUGCGUUACCUCUGCAGCACUCCAGGGAGAGAAAAUGACAAGGACCAUAAAGUAAGACUGGCCAUUGGUAAUGGAAUCAGAGCCGACAUAUGGAGAGAGUUUCUCAGUCGCUUUGGGAACGUCCAGGUCCAAGAGUUUUACGCCUCCACUGAGGGAAAUGUGGGAUUUGUCAACUAUGCAGGGAGAAUUGGAGCUAUUGGACGUGUCAACUUUUUGCAUCGGAAGUUCUUUCCCUACACUCUCAUUAAAUAUGACACAGAGCGAGAUGAACCCGUUCGAGAUGCCAAUGGCCUCUGCGUGGAGUCACCCAAAGGUGAGACUGGACUACUGGUGUCGAGGAUCACAGACAUUGCCCCUUUCGUUGGCUACGCCGAGAACGAAGAACAAACCGAGAGGAAAAGACUUCGUGAUGUUCUCAAGAAAGGGGAUCUUUACUUCAACAGCGGGGACCUAAUGAGGAUCGAUGAGGACAACUUCAUUUACUUUCAGGAUCGUGUAGGCGACACGUUCAGGUGGAAAGGUGAGAAUGUGGCCACAACUGAGGUUUCGGACAUCUUGACGAUUAGCGAUUGUCUUGAAGAAGCCAACGUUUAUGGAGUCCAAGUGCCAGGGCAUGAGGGGCGGGUAGGAAUGGCAGCUAUCACUGUGAUGGAAGGUGCCGAGUUCGAUGGAAGAAAAAUAUAUAACCACGUGGUCAGCCACCUGCCCUCAUAUGCCCGACCUCGGUUUAUAAGGACACAGAAUGCUGUGGAGGUGACUGGGACUUUCAAGCAGAUGAAGAUGAAGUUAGUGGAGGAGAGUUUUGAUCCGGGACGAAUCGCUGACUCUCUCUAUAUCCUUGAUGAUAAUGAGAAGAGUUACAUGCCGCUGACAGCUCAGAUCUACUGCUCCAUCGUGUCAGGAAACAUCAAACUAUGAGCAGGUGCUAAGUUGUUCACUAGCUGUGCAGGAUUGCAGACUGGUUGUAUUGAUACUUUUUGUAAUGAACUCAGGUAACAAAUCUCAAAACAGCAUUUGUGUGUGCUAAACCAAUAUGGAAACAUUAACACCUUUCUUAAAAGCAGUACGUCGGAAUCAUAAGACUUUAUUUGUUGGGGUUCAUGUCAGGGGCCAGAGUCAGCCUGCAAGGGGAGGAGGGAGUUUGAUGUGUAUUACAUAUUUACUGGCAAGUGAUGAUAUAAAUAGUAUAUUUACUCGUAUGAUGGCUACAUUCCAGUAUGAGGACCGCUGCUUUUACUCAAUCUGGUCUAAUAAUGGUGUCGCUCUUGGUAUGGCUGCUGCAAAUACUUUGCUUUUAGGAAAGAUGUUAGUAGUGCAGGGGUGGAGAACCUUUUUCCCAUCAAGGGCCAUUUCACGGGCGAUACUAAACCCUAUUAACGCGAUGACUGGAUCUGCUUCCCUUUGGCGAGGCGUGUCAUGUCUAGUGAGAGUGCUAUGCGUGACUUGCAAACAUUGAUUUCUCACUGAUGUCUCCUCCUGAACGAGGUUUUUAAGCGUCUUAAUUAUUAGCUGGCUUGCCACUAUACGUGCAUGCAUGGCAUUGUCUCGGUCAGAAUGUGGACAGAAUGAAAGCUGCUUGUAGGAUACCUCCCUGAGUUGAAGGGCCUUCAACAUAUCCUGUCACAGUUUGUCCUUCUAGCCAGCCAGGUUAGCCUGUUUUGAGCUGCACUGAGGCUUGGCUUGGUCGUUUGUUCAUUUCUACUGGCCAGCCACCACGUUGCUUAUCAGCGAUUAAGCAUAACAUUUAGGUGUGUGUUUUGUAAAUCCGUUCAUCCUGACCAUGACCUGACAUCCAGCCAGAAGGGACCAACUCGAAGGACAAGUUAGUCCACUAUUUUCUUUUAUCUUACGAAAAAAGAAUUAUGUCAUGAGAAUUUUUGUUGUUUCUGAAUUCCUUUUUUCUUAUAAUAAUUCCUUUAAAUCUUAUAAUAGCAUAUCAUAAAAUGUCAGGCUGGAUCAAAUUGUCUUGCAAGUGUGUAUAUGGCCCGGAUGACAGAGGUCCCCCACAUCUGAUGUAGUGGUGUACAGGGCCUGAUGCAACACUUAUAUUAAUGUGACAAUAACUGUAAAAGCAAAUUACUUCCCUAAACAUUAAAGUGAUUCCUAUUGUGAAAACAGAA
This is a messenger RNA of Scophthalmus maximus (turbot), 3305 nucleotides long. RefSeq lists its product as uncharacterized. Gene Ontology annotation, molecular function: long-chain fatty acid transmembrane transporter activity; long-chain fatty acid-CoA ligase activity. Lineage: Eukaryota; Metazoa; Chordata; Actinopteri; Pleuronectiformes; Scophthalmidae. The transcript is spliced from 10 exons. The record is from RefSeq and is a predicted model, not a curated record. Bases 235 to 2103 code for a protein of 622 amino acids.